AUGUAUGAAACCGACAUACCGUCCAUCAAAGUUAAUUUUGGAAACGACGGUGAGCACCUAAUUCAGCCUAUAGGCAUCCAGUUUCCAGCCAAGUAUAGCUACGGUACGGUGGAAAGGCUCCCAGUGAUUUUAAGUUGGGCAUCUACCGUACACAAGAUGCAAGGCUGUACGGUAGACUACGCAGUGGUGUACUUAGGGUCCCGUACUUUUGCGGCUGGACAGGCGUAUGUGGCCUUAAGUAGAGUAAAAUCACCCAAUGGUCUCCAGGUUGAAGAGCUAGAUUGUUCUAAGCUGACAGAUAUAACACCAUGCAAUACAGAUGCAUUGGCCGAGAUGGAUAGGAAGCAGGCUCAUAUGCCCACUUAA
Messenger RNA from Parnassius mnemosyne (clouded apollo), 366 nucleotides. The record is from the annotation of a GenBank genome assembly. Lineage: Eukaryota; Metazoa; Arthropoda; Insecta; Lepidoptera; Papilionidae.